UGACAACAACAACUUUUACAACGUCAACAUCAAAAAUCCUCACAACUACAGCAACAACGGUGGCAACUCUUAAAACAACAACUGCAACAGCCUAUACAAGAACAAAAUUUACAACAACACCUUCAAGAUAUCUUGAAUUCUCAGAAAGAACUCUUGAAAUGACAGAAAGAACUCUUGGAAAUGCUGCAAAAUUUAAUGCAAAAUCAACAAGAUCAAUUAAAUUUCAGCAACAACAACUAUUAGUGCAAGAACCAAUAAUUUGUCUUAACAUUGGAGAAUAUUAUAUAAUUAGUAAAGAAGUUUAUGAUGAUAAUAUUUUAAGAAAUCAAGAUCUCAAUUAUUCUCAUGGCACAAAUAAUAACAUGGAGGAAUUGAAAAGUAAAAUCACAGAAUUGGAAAGUAAAAACAAUGAAUCAGAAAAUAAAAACAAUGAAUUGAAAAGUAAAAUCAAAGAAUUGAAAAGUAAAUUCAAGAAUGGUGAGUUGGAAAGUAAAAUCAUCAAGUUGGAAAGUAAAAAUAUCAAGUUGGAAAGUAAAAUCAUUGAGUUGGACAUUGAGUUGGAAAAUGAAAAAAAUGAGUUGGGAACAAGCCAAAAUAAAUUUAUGUCAAGCUCAAUGGAUAAUAUUGGAUUUGGAAAGUUGAGAAAUAUUUUAUAUGAUAACAAGCUUCAAAACCUUCAUUCACAAAAUAAAAUGCUUGAAAUCAACUGUAAAAAUCUUCAAACAGAAUUGAAUUCAAAAAAUAAAAUCAUUGAUGAUUUGAUAAGAUCUAAUAUUAUCUUAAAGGAAGAAGCUAUCAAAUAUCAAUCAGCUUUAGAUGAUGCAACAAAUUUCCAACUAGGAGUUCAAGAUCCCAAUUAUGCUGAUCAAUUAUUAAAAGACAUUUAUAACUUACAUAUAAAUUUAGAAAGACUUUGUUCAAUGAGAAGAGUUGAAAUUAAUGAAUCGGAG
Messenger RNA from Entrophospora candida, 950 nucleotides. NCBI's taxonomy places the organism in Eukaryota, Fungi, Glomeromycota, Glomeromycetes, Entrophosporales, Entrophosporaceae. The record is from the annotation of a GenBank genome assembly.